This is a messenger RNA of Saccharomyces mikatae IFO 1815, 192 nucleotides long. It is a transcript of the gene RPS30A, whose product is annotated as 40S ribosomal protein eS30. Bases 1 to 192 code for a protein of 63 amino acids. Gene Ontology annotation, biological process: translation. Gene Ontology annotation, cellular component: cytosolic small ribosomal subunit; ribosome. NCBI's taxonomy places the organism in Eukaryota, Fungi, Ascomycota, Saccharomycetes, Saccharomycetales, Saccharomycetaceae. Gene Ontology annotation, molecular function: structural constituent of ribosome. The record is from RefSeq and is a predicted model, not a curated record. The transcript is spliced from 2 exons.
AUGGCUAAAGUUCAUGGUUCUCUAGCUCGUGCUGGUAAAGUCAAAUCUCAAACCCCAAAGGUUGAAAAAACUGAAAAGCCAAAAAAGCCAAAGGGCCGUGCUUACAAGAGAUUGUUGUACACCAGAAGAUUCGUAAAUGUCACAUUGAUUAAUGGUAAGAGAAGAAUGAACCCAGGUCCAUCCGUCCAAUAA